AUGCUUCUGCUUAAGCUCCCGGAAAUAGCAAAAAUCACCAGGAGCUGUGAAGUAGUUAGAAAUUUCUUUCUUGGGCGGCUUCUUCCUCGGGGCUGCACAGAAACGCUGGGUUUGGAGCUUGGCAGAGCCAGUGCCAAAGCAGGACAGAGCGGGGGGCUGGGAGGGGCGGCCUUCCCCUCUCUGAGGCGUGGCCCUGCCUGGGGCAGGCGAGCAGGGAGGCAGAAGGCAGCAGGCUGGCUCCGGUGGGCCCGGGACGGCGCGCCGCGCCGAGCUCCCAGCUGCCGAGGGCCGCGGCGAGGGGCGCCACCUCCCGACGGGCUGCUCGGCCCGGCUCCGGGCCUCUGGGCUCUCCCAGGGAAACAGAAACCAGUCAAAUUGAAGAAAUGGCCGAGAGGAAAAAGAGAGGACGAUGAGUUCCAGUGCCAACAACAACAGUUCCCGAGAGCCCUAACACGGUCGAAAAGCAGAGGAAACGAGGCUUUCCUGAAAUUCCUCUGCUGUUGGUCUGAGGUGCGGGUCUCGCUCGCUCAAAGUCCGGUCCUCUGGCGCCGCCCUGUGGCCGCUCGGCCCAAUGGCAUUGCAGUCCCAGCUACCGCCCAAACUCCCCAUCUGACCUUGCUCAUUCCAAGUCCAGCAAUACAUGGCGCUGCAUCAGGCAAACCGGGUUUGGGAGAGUGCCCAACCAAGGAGAUCUACCUCCGCUCCGCUCUGGACCUCUGACUGGGGUCUGCAGUGGGCCUCUACUCUUCAUCGCAGGUGCUUGGUGCAGGUUCCCGCCCACAUAGGCCUUUGUGGUUGCUCCAUCUCAGGCAUCUGCCCUUGUCUGGGAUGACUUUGGAUUUGCUAAUGAUUUUUUGGAUAUGACACCAAAGGCCCAGGCAACAAUAUCAACAAAAAACAGGUC
Molecule: messenger RNA, 904 nt
Organism: Hipposideros armiger (great roundleaf bat)
Lineage: Eukaryota; Metazoa; Chordata; Mammalia; Chiroptera; Hipposideridae
Exons: 3
Coding region: 1-720 (239 amino acids)
Source: RefSeq, a predicted model, not a curated record